GGCUAUAGCUGCUUGUAUGCCCGUAGGCAUCGAAGUGUUCUUACAUAUAUAUAUCCCCAACCUGGCCGGUGCGUGCCGGUGGAUUAUGUAAAGUGGCACACGGCCGAUCCCGAUCUCGGAAUAUCGCCGAGCGCGAAAAAAACAAAGGAAACGGAAUAAAUAAAGUGAAUAUAAGAUAGGGGAUCGGGGAAUACAGAGAGUGUCGUCGAAGAUCCGUAGAAAUUUGUCGCACGCGCGCGAUUUCAGUAAGUGCAUCUAAUUUAUUUUGCAUCUAUUGCAAUUGAGAGGCGUUCGCCAGAUACGAGUGCAUCCGCCAGAUACGUUUUCGUAAUUGUCGUCAGUGGUUCGAGUUGCUCCGUUUCGAUCUCGCGCGAGUGUCUGCCGGAUAGUAUUACCCGACCAGGCCCAAAAUAAAUUAUACCCACAAUUUUUGAAGGGGCCAGAACGUCCGAGUUGUGACCGAAAUUUUGAUAGGUACGGGCAGAAGAUCUACGAUCCCGAGGACCGCUUGCCAAGAGCAACGUAAUGUCGUCCUACCGCAGUUAUACACCCUGGAAAACGAGCUUGGGAAGCUCCUAUAAGCCUGCCAGUUCUUCGUAUGGCACCUCCGGAGACUCCACAUCGCGCUACACUUCACUGGCCACGCCCAGUUCCUACAGACCCUCGUUUUCUGGAGGAACGUACCGCCUCAAAAGGGAUCCACCACCUCCAACCACCUCAACUGCCCCCACCAGCUAUGUUAGUCGCUAUGCAAAAGCCGAACCCAAAGAAGCAGCUCCAAGUGAGCGAAGUAGUCCCGUGAAGAGGUAUACGGGUGCGACUACCAGUUCCCUCGGAAAAUAUGGACGAUCUCGAGAUCCCAGUCCGGUGGCCUUGGAACACACGAACCGCAAUAAAUCGAGGGAUCCCAGUCCAGUGAUCGACAGCUCGAGGAGUAAAUUGGGAUCCACAUAUCGCGGUGGUAACACCUCCAGUUCAUCCUCCUCGGCCACCAGAAAUGCUUACAGCAGUCGCUAUGGAACGGGUUCUCGCAUCGGAGGAAAUGGCAGUGCCUUGUCCUACUUGACCACCAGUGACUUCCAUGCCAGAACUGCCAGCAGGGCCAAGGACAGCAGGGAAAGGGAGCGGGAAAAGGAGAAGGAGCUGCAGAUCGAGGAAAAGCAGCCAAAGGAGGUAGCCGUAUCCAAUGGAAAGGAAAAGUCACCGGAGAAGCAGGCGGAAAAACCACCAGCCAACGAAGCAGACACCGAAACCAAUGAGACCUUCAUCACCAUUUCCGUGGUGACCAGAGCCACUUCACCCACUCUGCCGGGCAGCACCACCGUUCAGCGCACCCGUCGCAUCGAUCCGGCCAAAACCAUCGAGAAGACCAUCCAAAGAUCCACAAAGAGACGUGAGACGGCGGAUCAGGAGAUACAGUCCGAUCGAAUGGAUGAUUCCAGCCGAUAUCUUCGCUAUAGUGCUGGUAGUAGUAUAAGUUCUACCUACAGUCCGCAUAGGGAUAGGAUAAGCAGUUUGCGCUACAGUGCCAGUCCUUUGAACAGUUCGGGAUCAGGAAAGUCAGGCUCAGUUAGUGAAGGAAGACGGGAGCAGUCAAUCCCAGAGGUUGUAUCCCCGGCCAAGAGCAAUGGCUCCGUGAGCUCAGCCAAGUCCUCAGAAGCCUUAUCACCACCUAGAACCAAUGGUUCCGUUUCAGGAAAAUCCCCCGAGGCUCUUUCUCCAGCUAGAAGUAAUGGUUCCCUCUCAAAGUCCCCCGAAGCUGUAUCGCCACCUCGGACAAAUGGCUCCUUGAGCUCCUCAAAGUCCACCAAGUCCAAACUUUCACCGCCGAAGGCCAUACGCCUGAACUCCCGCCAAUCGUCGGUGGAGAACCUGGUAAACAAACCACCUGCACCACCCAGCAAGGCAGAGUCACCCACCAAGACCUGCAGCUCUAGUUCGGGCAGUUCAGCGGUUAAAUGGCCCAACAAGGACUUCCGCAAGUCCUCACUGAAUGUGGGACCUACAGACAGACCCCGCAAAUCGCGAACUCCCAGUAGUGGCGGCGAAUCCGAGGAUCUGCCCAAUGGCAGUAGCCUCGAGCGAUCGGCGAGUGCGGGUUCCGAGGGAAGUCUGGCCUCAGGUUCCUCGAAGAAAUCGAGCAAGCUGAGCAAUGGCAAGGUGCCAGGCAGUCCGAAGACGAAAAGCCACAAAUCCUGUAGCGAAACCACCACUGGCAACUCAUCCACCGCCUCCGCUUCGGACAGCGAGCAGCGGGUCAAGACUGUGAAAAAGCAGGCUAAAAAGAAGCAGACCAUUAAAGAGGGUGGCAAGGUAGCCGCCCACAAGAUAAAUAGCAAUAUCACCGCUGAAUCACCACCCGCCGAUGUGGUUGAAGUGGUGCCAGCGACACAGACAAGACUGAAGAAACUCUCGGCCGUAUCGAAUUUUUUCGCCAGCCGUCAGCAAGACGCAAAUAACGAGCCGAUCUUCCUCGAAAGCUCCGAGAGCUCGGGCGAACCGGAGGCUCUUUCGCUACCAGUGAUCUCGGGAAUAUCGGGCCUCUCGAAGAUUUCGAAAAUCUCGGGCAACAGUCUGACCACAGAUUUGCGAACGAACGAACCGCGAACGCGAACGACGACGCCAUCGAGCGAAGCGAAACCCUUACCUCAAACGAAUUCCCUGAGUUCAAGCACACGCUGCCCGCGAGAAAGCACGACGGGAACGGAAACGGGAACAGGAACUAGGUUACCCACCAGCACCACCCAGGACACGAGUCUCACCACCACCACCACCACCGCCAGCUUGACCACCUCCGAGCAGGAGGAUCCCAGUUGGUGGCAGGACACCAGUCUGCAGAUAAACACGGCCUCUGCUUUGGAUCAGAAUAAUCGCGGAGAGAUGCCUCCCUACAGGUUAAGGCACAUUGAUUCCGGGGAGGAGCAGGCCUGGUGGCUGCGCCAGGAUGAGAAUGGCGAUGACGAUGACACGCUGGCGGAGGAGACACUCAAUACGCUGGAUGACGAUGCUCAGGAGGCGAGCAAGGGCACCUGGUGGAGCCAGGAGGAUCAGGAGGAGGAGUCCAGCAGCAGUCAGGUGAAGCUGAUGCCCAGGAGCAGGAUAACGCCGGAGAAGGAUGCCUGGUGGCUGCAGGAGGAGGAGGAGGAGCAGCAGGUUGUGCAAUCCCCCAGGGAAAAUGGAAACCCCAAGGAGCCCCAUGUGGAGGUAACACUAAGAUUACCCUCAAAUGGCAGCCAACGGAGCUCCAAGGGAAGUGCCUCAAAGAGUGGUGGCUCUAGUUCCAAGAGUAAUGGCUCCAAUCCCUGGUGGCUAUCCGGACCCGCCCGCAAAAUGUUCAAUGUGCAGCGCGUGGAGUCGGGAGAGAGAGCCUGGUGGCAGGAGGAACCAGAGGUGGAAGCCGAACCGGAGGAGCCACCGCAAGAGGAAAAGGAGAACGAACCACCGCCGGUGAAGCCACCCACUCCACCACCGCGAAUCAUCAAGCACUGGGAGUCCGGGGAGCGGGCCUGGUGGCUGCAGGAUGAGGAAACGGAGAGUGCCCAACUUCCAGGCGAUAUUGAGGAGCCACCAGUGGUGGUCUCGAGGGAUGAGGUGGAUCUGCGACUGGCACCACCAUCACCUACAUUGGCCACCCAAGAUCUAAACAGCUCCUUCAACUUUAAUGCCUACUCGGAGCGACCGCCGCCACUGGGUCAAUGUGCCAGUCCCGUGCGCUGCCCCUCGCCCUACGACAACAUUCCAAGGUCGCAAGUGCAGGAGCCACCCCCUCAACAACAGCCACCACCCACUUUGACCACCCUGCAGCCGCGCUUCUCACCGCAACAACGGCGAGCCGGCGAAAAGCUCUUCAUCUCGCGGCAUCAGAACAUCGACGAGCUACUCGGCGGUGCCUGUCGCCCCCUGAGUCCACUUUUCUACGGGAACCCCAAUCCUGCCGAGGCUGAGAUGACUCCUCUGUCCAGCAAGAACAUGUUCCUGCUAGAGGAGGUGACUCCCGACCAGGUGCGAAUCCACGACAGCACCGCCCAGCUGCCGGUCAUCCAACGAAUGCAACGCGAUGUCGAGUGGUUGGAGAACGGGAGCAGCUUUUACGAGCCACCCAAACAACAGCAGCAACAACAACAACCACGCAGGAUCGAUGAUGCGGCCAUCCAGGUGUACAAGGAUGGCGACUACGGAGCCUACCUGGAUCUGGAGUCAUCGCUGGCCGAGCAGACCGAGGAAAUCGAGGGACUCAACGUCAGCCGCAAGAACUCACUGGUGGUGCGAACGCAGUUGAAUGUGCGCGUGCACGCAAUUAUUGAGAAACUCCUGUCCGCCGAGGGCAGUGACCUGCGGCGGGCUCUCUUCUCGCUGAAGCAGGUGUUCCAGGAGGAUAAGGAUCUGGUGCACGCCUUCGUGGCCCUCGGCGGCCUCAAUUGCCUGGUGCGCGUGGGCAAUUGUGCGGAUCAAAACUAUCAGAAUUACAUUCUGCGGGCCCUCGGUCAGGUCAUGCUCUAUGUGGACGGAAUGAACGGCGUGAUGAAGCAUGAGCCGACGAUGCAGUGGCUCUACUCGCUGAUUGCCUCCAAUUACCGAUCCGUGGUGAAGACCGCCCUCAAGUUGUUGCUGGUCUUCGUGGAGUACGCCGAAUCCAACUGCUAUGUGCUGGUCAGUGCGAUUCACGCGGUGGACGCCUCCCAGGGAACCCUGCCCUGGUCGAAUAUAAUGAGACUGCUUAAGGACUAUGAUAAUGCCGAUGCCGAGCUGGUCAUCUAUGCCACUUCGCUGAUCAACAAAACCCUGGCGGGUCUCAAUGAUCAGGACAGUUUCUACGAUGAGAGCGAUCUGCUGGAGCAGCAGGGCAUGGAGACAGUGAUCCAGCGAUAUAUGUCCAAGCCGGGCACCGAUUUGGAUCUGCUCGAUCAGCUGCAACUGUACGAGGCUGUGCUGAAAUUUGAGGAUGGUGAGUCGGAUGGUCAGCGCUUACCGCAAAAUUCAAUGCGCAAAACGCAGCGUUAUCGACCGGGGACAAACACCGCCGAACGAAGGAAGUCACGUCGUCAUAGCACUGAUAAUAGCCCCGCCCCCCUCUCAAAGGUCCUGCCCACCACUGUCCUCCGGAUGACGCCCACCCAGGCCACCGUGGAUGAGGAUAGCUCUGGGUCUACCAACUCUACGGAGUUUAGUGGCGGUCUCUUCAAUGAAAAGAAACCUCGCGAUGGAGCAGGCGUGACUCCAGGACUUCGAAGGAGACGAGAGCGGGCAGAGCGGCACAAGAGCUUCCUGAAGGAGCAACAGGAGGCGGCGGCCAACGGGAUCUUUGCCGCCUUGGAGCAGCGCGAGGGCCUGGGCCAAAUUGUAACCGCCAUACCCGCCACCAUCCAAGCCGGCGACAGUCCGCCUCAGUCGUUGCAACCUGAAAUUCAGCCGUGCAACAACAUCAGCGGCAUCGGCAGCAUUAGCAACAACAAUGUGAGCAACCUGAGUUGCAAUGAUACGCCGAACAACAGCCUUUUGCUGAUGAGUCCUAGCAAACAAUUGCUCACCGGCAGCCACAGCAUCUCGAUCAUCAACAACAGCUUCGACAAGGCGAGCAACAAUAAUCAGAGCGAGUUCCUCACCAAGAAGAAUCUGUUCCGGGAACGCAAUUCAACUGUGAUCAAUGGUAUUAUGAAGAAUAUCCAGCAAACCGAUAGUGCCUACAAGAAGUACGAGAACGAGGCGAAUCGGCUGAACAACUACUACAGUCAGUCGCCGAAGCAUCAGGGUCAUCAGAUCCAUCAGAUCCAUCAGCCUAUUCAGCCUGCGCCGGAGGUCCUGCUGAGUCCCAAAAAGACGCUGAAUGCCUCUGGGUUUGACUUCACGAUCCCCGCUCCUUUGAGUUCCACGCCCGUUAAAUGUGAUGUCCUGCCGGAACCGGAGCCACUGAGUCCGGUUAGGAAACCGGCUGCAGCCCCGCCACCGCCUCCUCCUCCACCGCCGCCACCACCGCCCCCUGGGUGGUGGCACGCCCCCAUCUACAACAGCCCACCAGCUCCUCCAGCUCGAACCCUAACCAGUACUAACCCAGAGCUGCUGCCGGAUCCUUCAGAUAUGGAGAGCGAGGACAAGCAGCUGCUCCUGCAGCUGAAAAGGGACCACACCGUCAAGGAUCUCACCCAGAAGCUGAGCAACCUGCCCAUGAGCCCCACCCAGGACCGCGCCGAUCGAGCCCUCGUCGGCGACAUGUCCGGCCUCAUUUCGAAAGCCAAAGAGGGUCUGGCCAAGAGCAAGAGCAAGGGGGAGAUAUCCAGAUCUUCAAGUGUGGAUCAGGAGCUGAAAAAGUCUGAGCCGAAGAAGUCGGAGAACGAGCUUCACUGGGAGGAACUGGUUAGGAAUAUGACAAGGCCCCUGAAUCUCUGUGAUCUGGACUUUACGGAUCUGCGGGAUGAUGACGAGAAGGAUGUGUUGGCACCACGAAGUCUGGGAGCUGGCAUACCCCCACCUCCUCCGCCUCUUGGAGGGGCCAUUGCCCCACCGCCUAUGAUGCCCCCCAGCCUGGCACCACCACCCAUGUUUGGAUAUGGGGGCAGCCUCACCAACAGUGUAAAUUCAUUGAAUGGAUCUAUAAACGGGGAACUGGUCAAUGGGAAUAACACCAUCAAAAAGAACAAGAAGACGGUCAAGCUCUUCUGGAAGGAAGUGCGCGAGGAUAUGAUACCGCAGGUGGUGGGCAAGACCAUUUGGGACGAGUUGCCCGAUGCCAAUGUCGAUACCCAGAAGCUCGAACAUCUCUUUGAGUCGCGGGCCAAAGACUUGAUGACCAAGAAACAACAAGAGCUGAACAAGAGCAAAGAGAUCAUCGUGCUCGACCACAAGCGAUCGAAUGCCAUCAACAUUGCGAUCACCAAGCUGCCACCUCCGCGGGCCAUCAAGACGGCGAUCCUGAAGAUGGACGCCACUGUGGUCACGCGGGAGGGCAUCGACAAGCUGCUGAAUAUGCUGCCCACCGACGAGGAGCGCGGCAAGAUCCAGGAGGCCCAGCUGACCAAUCCGGAGUUGCCCCUGGGCAGUGCCGAGCAGUUCCUGCUGACCCUGGCCUCCAUUUCCGAGCUGGAGGCGCGCUUGAAGCUGUGGGCCUUCCGUCUCGACUUUGACAACAGCGAGAAAGAGAUUGCGGAACCCCUGAUGGAUCUCAAGCAAGGCAUUGAGAUCCUGCGUCAGAAUCGCACCUUCCGCAGCAUCCUCUCCACUCUGCUCUCCGUGGGCAUCUUCCUGAACGGAGCUCCGGUCAAGGGAUUCCAGAUCGAGUAUCUGGCCAAGGUGCCCGAGGUCAAGGACACCGUGCACAAGCACUCGCUGCUGCACCACCUGUGCCACAUGGUCAUGGAGUCGAGCAGCGAUACCAGUGAUCUCUACUCGGAGAUUGGACCCAUUACGCGGGCCUCCAAGGCGGACUUCACCGACUUGGCCCACAAUCUCAAUCAGCUGGAGGCGGAGUGCAAGGCCUGCUGGGAUCGUCUUAAACUAAUUGCCAAACAUGACUGCCCGCCGCCGUUGAAGCAAAAGCUCGUGGAUUUCCUGGCCGACUGUGCGGAACGCAUCAUAAUCCUGCAGAUCGUCCAUCGGCGGGUCAUGAACCGCUACCGGAAGUUCCUCCUGUGGCUGGGAAUGCCGCAGCACAGUGUGGCCGAGUCGCGGCCCAAUGAGUUCAGCCGAACCCUGUCCGAAUUCGCCCUGGAGUACCGCACCACCCGCGAACGGGUGCAGCAGCAGCUGGAGAAGAAGGCCAACCACCGCGAGAGGAAUAAGACGCGCGGCAAGCUGAUCAUCGACAUGGCCAAGUUCAAGACCAAAGAUGACGUGGCCGAUGACGAGUUGAAAAAACUGCUGGACACAUCCAGUGCUGACCAGGCUGAUGGCACACUCACCUGGCGAAGAAGACGGGCGGAGCAGCUCCGUUCGCCCAUUGCCCGCCAGAGUGAGGAGCAGUUCACCGACGGUGACGACGAGAUUCUAGAGUCCCUGGUCAAAACGGCCACCAAGGCCCCGGGAACCAGGACAACGCCAAGGGAACGGAAGCGGACGCGACACGCGGAUCGCAAAUCAUUACGUCGCACGCUGAAAAACGGUCUGACCGAGGAGGAGAAACAGCAUGUGGCUGCCUUGAUACAAACCUAUUAGGAUUAGCAGAUUACCAUCGUAGAUACCCGCAUCACAUCCGAGAGAUAAUCCCAUCCCCCAGUGACGUCACAAGUCGGGCACUACGCGCACAGACUGAAAUUGGCGAUCUCAGGCGAGCAAGCGAACCCAGAAAACCCCGUUUUAUACGACGACAACGUGCGCAUCAUCAGUACUUGUUUAUUUUGAUUUUUAUUUGUUUGCCACGACAUCAAUGAGUACCAGCAACAUCAUCAACUGCAACGAAAAUGUCCUUAAACAAAAGCGUUUUUCAUCGUGUUUUUCUGUUAUUUAAUUUUUUGUUUUUGCUUCAGCUAAGUAUUAUUAAUUAAACGUAACUCAAUAAACCUGUAUUAGUAGUUGGAAACGAUUUUAAUGUUAGAAUUUCGAUCGCAACAAAUUUCGAUAUCCCGGACCACGUCACUAAAUUUGUACCAAAAUACGACACGAUUUGUGCUUUCUAAAUUAAAUUAAAUCUUAAAGUUAUGUCUAACUUAAUUACGAAAAUCAAUAAAUAAAACAUAUUUAUUACAUACGAAAAA
Molecule: messenger RNA, 8684 nt
Organism: Drosophila takahashii
Lineage: Eukaryota; Metazoa; Arthropoda; Insecta; Diptera; Drosophilidae
Gene: Fhos
Product: Formin homology 2 domain containing
Biological process (GO): cortical actin cytoskeleton organization
Cellular component (GO): cytoskeleton; cytoplasm
Molecular function (GO): actin filament binding
Source: RefSeq, a predicted model, not a curated record